Lactuca saligna is the source of this 2028-nucleotide messenger RNA. NCBI's taxonomy places the organism in Eukaryota, Viridiplantae, Streptophyta, Magnoliopsida, Asterales, Asteraceae. The record is from the annotation of a GenBank genome assembly.
AUGGGGUGUUCGCAAUCAACGAUUAGGAUGGAGAACAAAGACGUUGUUAACCAAUGCAAGGAAAGAAAAGCGUUCAUGAAACAAUCAAUCUCCGCUCACUACGCCUUUGCCACCGCCCACUUCGCUUACGCCGCUGCCCUAAAAAAUAUCGGUGCCGCCUUCACUGAUUACGCCCUACGGGAGCUCCAAUUUGCCGAUCAUCUCCACCCGACGCCGCCACAUCCCCGUUAUGAUUCCCAUCGUCCUCCACCACAACCCGAUGGUGGUAGCAGAUUUCGUACAUCAAAACAAGAGACGGGAAACAAGAAUGUACCUCCUCCGCCGGGAAACGAUGGAAUCGUGCCGUGGGAUUUCUUUUUUACUUCAAUCGAGGAUGUCAUUGGGUCUGAAUUGACCGAAGUUGAUGGCAAGGGUAGUAGAAUCGGGAAACAUGAUAUUCAGAGGACGAUGGCAGAUGAUAAGAGGAGACAUGGCGGUGGUGGUGGCUGCCGUCAUCGUGCAGUUACGGAGAGUGAGAAAGAACCACCAUUGUCAUCCAUGAAAGAAGAUGUGGAGAGUAUGGACUUGUUACAGGUAAUUACAGAGAUCGAUGAUGGUUUUAUGAAAGCUUCAGAGAGUGCUCAUGAGGUUUCAAAGAUUAUUGAGGCCAAUAUGUUGCAACACGAUUCUAAUUCUGCAGAUAAUCCUGGCCAUACUGAUCAUUCUACAAGAGUCACUACAUGGAAACAUUUGUUUAAAGGAUACCAAAUUUCUAAUCAUGAUGAGGACAAUUAUGCUCCCAAAGAGAAACAAACUCAUUACAUGAUACUAGACAAUAUACUAGUAUGGGAGAAGAAGCUAUAUGAUGAAGUCAAGGCAGGUGAAGAGAUGAAAUAUGUGUACAAGAAAAAGAUUGCUUCACUAAACAAACUUAAAAAGCGAGGAACAAGUAGCGACUCAUUGAUGCGAAUGGUAAGUCAUCUACACACAAGAUGCAUUGUGCAAAUGCACUCCAUUGAUUCAACCGUUUCAGAAAUCAAUCGCCUUCGUGAUGAGCAAUUGUACCCAAAACUAGUUCAACUUGUUAAAGAGAUGGGCGCAAUGUGGGAGAGAAUGGGAAAGCAACAUGAAAACCAAUGGAAGAUGGUGCAGGAGUUGAUCAAAAUCUCUCAAUCGCGGAAUGAAACAAGCGAGGACAAUCAUAGCAACACAAAACAAUUCCAUGUUCAUGUCAAGAUGUGGUGUUUUGGAUUUCAAAAACUCAUUCUACACCAGAAGGAGUAUGUUAAAUCUCUCGUAAAUUGGCUAGAAUUAAACCUCAUAUGUAUCAACAACAACUUAAUAAACAAAGCUUCCUCUCAGCAAAAGCCUCAAAACCCUAAGAUUCAGUCAUUGUUACGUACCUGGCAAGAUCAACUCGAGAAGCUUCCAGAAGAAGGUGCCAAAACCGCCAUCAACACUUUCGCGGCUGAAAUUCAUACCAUAAUUCACUAUCAAUCAGAUGAGAUGCAGAUGAAAGAGAGGUGUGAGGAAACUCGUAGGGAGAUAACCAGGAAAUCACGAAAGUUUGAGGAAUGGUGCGAUAAACAGAUCGCGAAGAGAACUCCAACAGAUGUGGUGGAUGAUAUAGAGGUGAUUGCGGAGCACCAGAUUGCAGUAGAGGCGUUGAAACGCAGGUUGGAGGAGGAGGAGGAGGCAUAUCGACGACAAUGCAUUCAGGUGAAGGAUAAGUCAUUGAUGAAUAUGAAAACCGUUUGGGAAAUCAUAGUCCCCUUUGAUCAUAUUGAGGGUAGAUUAGAUUUCUCGGUGGUCAAAGUUGUAAUCCUUACUGGUACAAAGAAAAAAAUUAAUGAAGAAAUUAGAGUGGAAGCCGAAGGGAAAAUAUUUGAUGUUGGGUUGGUUGAGUAUGAAUACGAACCAUGGUUCCCCUUCAAGUUCGAAAAUGAAGAGCAACCGUACGAGUCAGAGUCGAAUUAUGCAACAUCUGUGGUAGAUUCAGACGAAGAAGUUGAAGCCUCGGAUGAAGAUGAAGAAGGUGUAUCAGGAUAG